AUUAGUUGAGUUACGAGUUCAGUUCUUCGUAAAAAGAGAGUAACAAAGUAACAAAUCACAAGUUAAUCUAACUAACUAGUAAAAGUAUUUCCUUACACAAAAAGCAACAACAAUAAAACACAUUCUAAAUGAUAAUAUUCCAAAGUAUUUACACAUGUUAAAGUGAACAUUAAAACAGCUUUGGGCCAAAGUUUUAUUUUCCACAAAGAAAGAAACAAGCAGACAUAACAACAAGAACGAAAGAAUACUAAUUACAGCUUUACCUAAUUUAUUCUCCAACUAAACCUACUGAACCCAGGACUUGGAAAAAAAACACACAUAACGAAUUUAAACCAUCGUCACACUAAAUAGAAAAAGAAUAACUAUGGAUUUUACAGAAUAUCGUCAAAGGGGCAAAGAAAUGGUCGAUUAUAUAGCUGACUAUUUGGAAAAUAUACGUGAUCGCAGAGUUUUUCCCGAUGUUAAACCGGGUUACAUGAAAAACCUCCUACCCGAUUCAGCACCGCUCGAAGGUGAACAAUGGAAUGCGAUAUUCGGAGAUGUGGAACGUGUUAUUAUGCCCGGCAUUACCCAUUGGCAAAGUCCUCAUAUGCAUGCCUACUUUCCAGCUCUUAAUUCAUUUCCUUCACUAUUGGGUGAUAUGUUAGCCGAUGCUAUUAAUUGUCUGGGAUUCACUUGGGCCAGUUCACCGGCUUGUACUGAAUUAGAAAUUAUAGUUAUGAAUUGGUUAGGUAAAAUGAUUAAUCUACCAGAUGAUUUUCUACAUUUGAGUAGCGCCAGUCGUGGAGGUGGUGUGGUGCAAACUACUGCCAGUGAGGCUACACUGGUUUGUCUGUUGGCCGGGAGGACUAAAGCUAUUCAGCGUUUUCAUGAAAAGCGUCCUGGCUAUCAGGAUGCUGAGAUAAAUGCUCGUUUGGUGGCCUAUUGCUCGGAUCAGGCUCAUUCGAGUGUGGAGAAGGCGGCUUUAAUAGGUUUGGUCCGUAUGCGUUAUAUCGAGGCUGAUGAAAACUUAUCUAUGCGUGGCCAACUUUUAAGAGAAGCCAUUGAAGAUGAUAUACGUCAGGGUCUAGUACCUUUUUGGGUUUGUGCUACUUUGGGCACAACUGGUUCCUGUUCUUUUGAUAAUUUAGAAGAAAUUGGCAUUGUUUGCCGUGAAUUUAAUUUGUGGCUGCAUGUUGAUGCUGCCUAUGCUGGCAGUGCUUUUAUAUGUCCAGAAUUUCGCACGUGGCUUAAGGGUAUUGAGCGUGCCGAUUCAAUUGCUUUUAAUCCUUCCAAAUGGCUAAUGAUACAUUUUGAUGCCACAGCUUUGUGGGUCAAAGACAGUACGGCUGUUCAUCGUACUUUCAAUGUGGAGCCUUUAUAUUUGCAACAUGAAAAUUCGGGUGUUGCUGUUGACUUUAUGCAUUGGCAGAUACCAUUGAGUCGUCGUUUUAGAGCUUUGAAAAUUUGGUUUGUUUUACGUUCCUUUGGCAUUAAGGGUCUUCAACGUCAUAUACGUGAGGGAGUACGUUUGGCACAAAAAUUCGAAGCUUUAGUAUUGGCCGAUCAUCGUUUUGAAAUUCCUGCAAAAAGGCAUUUGGGUCUGGUGGUUUUUCGUAUAAAAGGCGAAAAUGAAAUAACAGAACGUUUACUUAAACGUCUUAAUCAUCGAGGCAAUUUACAUUGUAUACCUUCCUCGCUAAAGGGUAAAUAUGUCAUACGUUUUACAGUGACUUCCACGCGUACCUCUGUAGAUGAUAUUUUAAAAGAUUGGAUGGAAAUAAAGAAUUCAGCUACCGCCAUUUUAGAGGAAAUGAAUAUAACCAUAUCCAAUCGUGUAUAUUUAAAAGAUACCAAAGAAAAAUGUGAGGGUUUUGGUUCUAGCUUAUUACUGUCCAAUUCACCACUAUCGCCUAAAAUUGUAAAUGGUUCUUUUGCGGCCCUAUUUGAUGCCGAUGAGUUUUUGGCCAAAACUUAUGCCGGUAUUCGAAUUGCACAUCAAGAAUCCCCUUCAAUGCGUCGUCGUGUUCGUGGUAUUUUAAUGUCGGGUAAACAAUUUUCUUUGGAUUCUCAUAUGGAUGUGGUGGUACAGACAUCUAUGAAUUCCCACACCACCAACUCGAGAAUGGUCGAUUGUUAUGGCAAGACCUCAACUAGUGCUAAGAACGAAGAACGUGAUUCUAUAUGUGAAGAUGAAGAAAGUGUGGAAGAUUGUGAAAUGAAUUGGUUACUGAACACAGCUCUCCAAUUAAAUCCCAAAAAUUACUUAGCAGUAUUAAACAAACAUCAACAACUAACACCAGUCGACAUCAUUCAUCACCAGAAUAACUUAUCACUAUUUACAAAAUAUGCAAAAAGAUAUGAAGUAAAUAAUUUUACAAAAUCAGUGAAUAGUGUAAGAACUCCUUUAACCCAAUAUCAGCUAUAUACCCUUCCUAGACGACCACCGCCAUUUAAUGCCGACAUAAGCAACGAUUUAAGUGAAAAACAAACGGAUUUAACAAAUCUAUAUCCUGGGAAACGUUAUUUAAAUUUGGAUUUAACUCUGCACAAUGAUUCGAUAUUUACCGAUACAAUAUUUAACCUGCCAACUCCAACGGAAGAUCUUAUACCCAUAAUAAUAACAGCAGAUACACCAACAUCCUCUACGAAUAGUAUACCAGAAAUUGAAGAUUUAAAUAAACUACAUCCACCGAACAGUAGUUUUGCAGCAAGCUUAGAUGCUGAUAAUGAUGUUGAGGAUUUAAAGAAGCUUUUACCUUCCACUUCAAUAUUAAUACCAAUUGAAGAAACAGCUGAGGAAACAAAAGAUUUUGAAGAAAGUCUAACGUCCACUAAAAAUACUAUAGAAAAAGAAGAUUUGACCAAAAAUCAAACAGCAAACUCAUGUUUAUUUAGCAAUUUAUUGUCUUCUGAGGAAAAUCAAGAUGAAAUAGCAGAUUUAACUUCUACAAAUAUGAAUCCUUUUUUAAUGCAAACAUAUCCUACUAUAGUUAAAAAUUCUUUACAUGAUCAAGAGUCAAAAUGUUCGACCGUAGAAGAAGAUUCUUUAGUUUUCAAAGCAUCUAAUACAGAAACCAAUAUUCAACAGCCAAUAUCUUUAAAUAAAGCUGAGGAUUCAAAAAUGACCAAGGAUAUAAAUAAAGACGAUAAUCCUUCUUGUUCUAAAGAGGCAAAUGAAAAGAUCUUUACAAAACAUCCAAAAGAUGCAACUAAAAGAGAUGAUUCUCCCGAUUUUAAAGAGUUAAAUAGUGAAACCAAUAUAAAACCUUUAAAAUAUUUUUCGAAUGAGAAAGUUUCUCCAGUUUUUGGCCAACUAAGAAAUGAAAUAAUUUAUGAUCCAUCAAAAUCCGAUUCUUAUUCUCAAGAUCCCUUGAAUUUUAAAGAAUUGAACUCUAAACUUAAUAUUCAGUCUUCAAAAUCAUCUAGUAUAACAGAAAAUUCCCUAGGUUUUCAGGAUUUAAAUAUCAGUUUAAACCAAUCGAUGGAUUUCUUAAUUGAUUCUGCAAAAUCUUCCUUGGUUUUUAAAGAUUCUACAGAUUUAGAAGAAUCAUAUCCUGGAACUUCAAAAUCAUUCAGUUUUACAGAAUGUACUUCUGAAUUAAACAAGAAUUUAAAGCAAUCAAUGGAUCCGUCGUUUAUUGAAGAUAUAAGUAACGAAAGUGUUAAUCUACAAGCAAGUAAUUCCAAUCCUAUCAAAGAUUCUUCACUUUUAUCAUCUAAAUCUUUGGACUUUAAACAAUUUACUAAACCAUCAAACUUUUAUAGUGAUAUAAAGAAAACUUCAAUGUCCAACGAAAGUGAUAAACAAACUCCAAUAUCUUUUGCUUUAAUUAAAGGAUCAAAAGGUUCUAAAGAAAGUGGCAACAAUAUUCAAACAUCAACUUAUACAGACGUAAAGGAAGAUCUUUCAGUUUGUAAGGAAGUAGGUAAUGAAAGCAAAAUGCAGACUUUAAAAACAACUUUGAUUUUGGAAAGCUGUACAGAUUUAGAAGAAUUACCCAAUGAAAGCAAUAACCCAAAGGCAAAAUGUUCAUUACAGUCAGACAAUUUUUCAAACUACAAAACCUUUAAUAAAGAAUUUACCACGGAACCUGCAACAUCAUCUACCAAAGCAUUCAAUAGUAAAAGCAAUAUUCCUCAAACUUCAACAAAUGAAGACAUUGUCCUCUUUAAACCCUUAACCAAAGAUAAUAGUAUACAAUCUCUGAAAUCUUCUAGUCCUAUAGAAGACUUUUCAGAUUUUAAAGAUUGUGAAAGUUCUUAUCAAUCCUCAAAAUCUUCUUCUGCUCUAGAAGCUGCAACAGUUUUCAAAGAAUUAAAUAAAGAUGAAAGGCAUAAACAAAUAAAAAUAUUAAAUAGAAAAUCUAAAGAUGAUUCAUCAUCAUCGUCAGAUGAAUUUUUACAAUCAGCACGUCAGCCAUCGAAUGAUUCUGAAAGUUCAUCUAGCGAGUCGUCAUCUUUGGAAUUGAUGUGAUUGAAAAUUCUAAGGAUAAUGGAUAAAUUACAAUUAUCCUUAUCCAGACUGCUGUGCUAGCAAUAAUAUUAGUUUAAACCAAAACUAACUAUAUACAUGAAUAUAUGUAUAUAUAAAUGUUUUAAUUAUAAUAAUAAAACAAACUAUUUAACUUAUACCCCAAAUCAGCUUUGUAACUAUAAAUUAUUGUUGUGUUUCUAAAAAUUAAUAAAUACUAUUAUAAACUAAAAUGCUUAAAUAGUAUAGAAUAUAAGUUUUAAAAGUGUGCUGUUAUUAUGAUCAUUUUAAAAAGCAUUUCAAUUACUUAUAUGUAUAUGUGUGUGUGUACUAUAUGUAUAUCAGAAAACUGUACUAUUUAAUAUAUUUAACUAAUAAAUGUAUAUGUA
This is a messenger RNA of Lucilia cuprina (Australian sheep blowfly), 4842 nucleotides long. It is a transcript of the gene Hdc, whose product is annotated as histidine decarboxylase. The transcript is spliced from 10 exons. The record is from RefSeq and is a predicted model, not a curated record. NCBI's taxonomy places the organism in Eukaryota, Metazoa, Arthropoda, Insecta, Diptera, Calliphoridae. Bases 365 to 4456 code for a protein of 1363 amino acids. Gene Ontology annotation, molecular function: pyridoxal phosphate binding; histidine decarboxylase activity. Gene Ontology annotation, biological process: L-histidine catabolic process; histamine biosynthetic process.